Messenger RNA from Ipomoea nil (Japanese morning glory), 1403 nucleotides. RefSeq names its product probable purine permease 9. The record is from RefSeq and is a predicted model, not a curated record. Gene Ontology annotation, cellular component: membrane. The coding region runs from base 87 to 1268 and encodes 393 amino acids. The transcript is spliced from 2 exons. Gene Ontology annotation, molecular function: purine nucleoside transmembrane transporter activity. Lineage: Eukaryota; Viridiplantae; Streptophyta; Magnoliopsida; Solanales; Convolvulaceae.
UGCAUAUGUCGGCCUAUCCCCAUAUCAAACUUAUCACUUAACUCCAACUCUUACAUACUAAAAUAUUUCAUCGGAGCUCCUUGGCUAUGGCGGUGGGGGAUAUCCCAGAGAUGAAGUCGCAACUCCCUCCAGGAGAGGAAGCUAAGGAAGAAAACGACAUUAAUGCGAAUGAUGUUGUUAGUGAGCAAUCGAGAAAAUUUUGGCGUGGAGGUCAAUACAAAUGGUGGGCAGAAAUGGGCGUGUACUCCAUUUUUGUACUGUCUGGCCAGUCUAUUGGCACGCUUCUGGGCCGGCUGUAUUUCGACAAAGGAGGCAAUAGCAAAUGGAUGGCAACGCUGGUCCAAGUGGUUGGCUUCCCAGUUCUUAUCCCUCUCCUCUUCCUCCCAUCAACCAAAACCACCACACCACAAGAUGACACAAUUAGAAGCCCCUCUCCUACGAUUGUUGCUCCUCUUUAUGUUUUCCUGGGUUUAUCCGUCGCCGUAAAUUGCAUGUUAUACACAGUGGGCAUAGAAUACCUUCCGGUGACCACAUAUUCGCUCAUCUGCGCCAGCCAGCUUGGGUUCAAUGCCCUCUUCUCCUUCUUCCUCAACGCCCAGAAAUUCACCCCUUACAUCGUCAACUCCCUCGUCCUCCUCACCCUCUCUUCCACCCUCCUCGUACUCCAACCCGGCGGCGACGGCGGCGACGCCAAGACCUCCCGGAGAAAGUACAUCAUAGGCUUCGUGUCCACCCUAGCCGCGUCCGCGGGCUACGCGUUGCUGCUCUCCCUGACGCAGCUGGCGUUCUCCAGGAUCUUCAAGAAGGCGGAGACUUUCCGGCUGGUUAUCGAGAUGACGAUCUACCAGUCGGCGGUGGCGUCGGCGGCGAUCGUGGCGGGGCUUUUCGCGAGCGGGGAGUGGAGGAGAUUGGGGGCGGAGAUGGAUGGGUUUGAGCUGGGGAAAACCUCGUAUGUGAUGAACUUGACUUGGACGGCGGUGGGGUGGCAAUUCUUCAGCGUUGGGUGCAUUGGGCUCAUAUUUAAGGUCUCAUCUUUGUUCUCCAAUGUGAUUAGCAUUUUGGGGUUGCCUAUUCCGCCUGUUCUGGCAGUGUUUAUUCUCAAUGACAAGAUGAAUGGUGUGAAGGUGAUAUCAAUGGUCUUAGCCAUCUGGGGUUUUGUGUCCUAUAUCUACCAGCACUAUCUUGAUGAUGUGAAAGAAAAGGCCAAGGCUAAGGCUGUUCAGAGAGAACAACAAGUUUCUCAACUUGCUCUGGUUCAUACAGUGUAAAUUGGUGUAGUAGUAGUAGUUGUUGUCCCAUCCAGUUCCAGAAUAUGCACUCUUUUUAGUUUUAUUACUGUUAAGUGUAAGACUCCAUAAUCAGGUUAUAAUAAUUGCAGGUAACUGAAUGCAGUAAAAAUAUAA